AUAUUAUCCAAUUUAAAUGAAUAUCGAAUAAGAAGAUGAUAAUUGGAUGCCUUUAGAAUCCAAUCCUUAAGUUAUGAAUGAAUAAGCAGUUCAAUUGGGUAUAAUAUAUAAAUAUUAUAAUAAGGUAUUAAUAUUGAAAAAGCAUAAUUCCAUGAUUUAUUGGGUUUUGAAGAUUGGGCUUUCGAAAUGAUUCCUUAACCAAUUUAUGGAGUUUUGUUUAAUUUUCCUAUUAAAGAGAAUACAAAUCAAUUCGUAGAUUAAGAAGCAGCUUAAAUUCAAGAGAAAGGGUAUCACAUAUAGAAUUAUAUAGUUAACAUGUAUCUCCAAAUUUGUUCUAUAUGAAAUAAUUAGCUAAGAAUGCUUGUGGUACUAUAGCAAUGGUUCAUGUUGUUCUUAAUGCUGACCAGGCUAUUAUUCAAGAGGGAAGUUAUUUGGCUGAGUUUAAAAAGAAUGUGUAAGGGAAGACUCCUUAAUAAAUUGGUGAAGCAUUUAAAAAAGCUAAGGAAUUGAAAUAGGUUCAUAAGGAGGCUGUUGAAUAAGGGGAAAGUGCUUGUUGUGAUGAAAUUGAUCGACAUUUUAUAGCAUUUGUGUUAAGAGAUGGUGAUAUAUAUGAAUUAGAUGGAUGUAAAGUAAAUUAGGAUAUUAAAUUUAUUAGUAAUUCCCUAUAAAUCAUGGAAAAUCUACACCAGAAACAUUUUUGCCUGAUGUUUCAAAAGUGAUCCAAAAGUUCUUUGAAAGAGAUCCAAAUGAAGUAUCAUUUUCGACAGUUGUUUUAGCAAAAGCUAUAUAAGAAUGAGAAUGCAUAUAAUAUAUUAAAAAUUAUUAUAUCAAUU
Paramecium primaurelia is the source of this 833-nucleotide messenger RNA. NCBI's taxonomy places the organism in Eukaryota, Ciliophora, Oligohymenophorea, Peniculida, Parameciidae. The record is from the annotation of a GenBank genome assembly.